Messenger RNA from Pichia kudriavzevii, 924 nucleotides. RefSeq lists its product as uncharacterized. Gene Ontology annotation, cellular component: nucleotide-excision repair factor 1 complex. The record is from RefSeq and is a predicted model, not a curated record. Lineage: Eukaryota; Fungi; Ascomycota; Pichiomycetes; Pichiales; Pichiaceae. Gene Ontology annotation, biological process: nucleotide-excision repair, DNA damage recognition; base-excision repair; UV-damage excision repair. Gene Ontology annotation, molecular function: damaged DNA binding. The coding region runs from base 1 to 924 and encodes 307 amino acids. The transcript has a single exon.
AUGAAACAUGGAGUUGCUCCAACUGGUUCUCUCAGAGACGCUUCAUUAGGUAAACAGAAAGUACCGGCUCUACCUAACAACGCCAAUGACCCCAAUGGUACCAAUAUCAGAAAUUGUGAGACUACUAAUGGUAUGACAAGACCCUCUACAUACAUAAAACCUACCGUUCACAAAAAAGAUUACAUUGAAUACGAUUUUUCCACAAUGGAAGAUACUUAUGGUGGAUUUAUCACAGGAAAAAAUAUAGGUAAAAAUGGCGGAUCCGUGGGAAUGUCUUUAAAUGAGUGGAAAAAUCAACAAUUAGAGAAAAAAAGCAUGACACUUAACGAUGAUAAUGAUGGCGAUGAUUUACCGCCAUUAGAAAUUCAUAAUGCUCCCCAGUGCUACGAAUGUAAAUCCAUAGAAUUAGACAAAAAAAUGUUUGAAGUUUUUGGUUGUCGUGUUUGCAAAGCAUGUAAGGAAAAAUAUCCUGAAAAAUACUCUUUAUUGACCAAAACUGAAUGUAAAGAGGACUAUUUUUUGACAGAGCCAGAACUUGCAGAUUUGGCCUUAUUCAAGAGAAUAGUGAAGGAAAAUCCACAUAGUGGUACUUUCUCAAGAAUGCAACUUUUUUUAAGAUAUCAAAUUGAGGAGUAUGCUUUUAAGAAAUGGGGAUCCGAAGAAAAUUUAGAUAACGAAUGGCUUCGACGAGAAGAAAUGAGAAAAAAUAGAAGAGAGAAAAAAUUUAACAACAAGCUCAAGGAAAUGAGAAAAAAACUAAGAGCAGAGGAAUUGACUAAGAAUUUGAGAGCUGUAAGAGACAAAAAACACGUACAUAAUUGGUCUUUACCAGUUAAGAUCAAAAACAAUGACUCCGAAUCUAAUAACCUCUACGUCAAACGUUGUUUAGAUUGUGGAAUGCAAGUAGAAGAAUUUAUACUAUAG